CAGGUCCAGAUCAGGCGCCUGGGUUUUGUCGACUGAAAUGCUCCACGGAUAAUCCUAAACAUUCCUGCGAAAUGGGAGCAAUUGAAGCAAUUGAUGACGACCCUCCGUACAAUGGCGUUAUAGCUGCUGAUUUUGCGUUAUCAGCAAAAACAUGCACUGCAAAACCUGUUCCUUCAGAAGACGCCAAAUGCAGUGUUGUCUCUAAGAAGAAACGACUAUACGACGCCUCAAAGAACGGCACAGCUACAAAGGCAGAACCAAACGAUUGCAUUGCCAAUGUUGUCAAUUCACCAUCGAUGCCAGAUGGGGGUAUCUACAGUGUUGUUAAGAAGAAGAAAGCUACUGACGGCGCAAUAUUUGGCGUUUGUUAUAACAACGAAAUACCAGAUGAUAACAAUGAAACUGGGGUCCUAAAAAACCCAUAAGACUUAAUGACUUCACUUACAGCGUUGUAGAAAAGAAACGACGACCAUACGACAUAAUAGUUAGCGUUGGUAAUUCAGAGACAAUCCUGGACGAAGGUUCUGAAAAUACUGCAGAUUAUACGAAGGAUAACCGCGCAUAUAUGAAUGGGCUGUAGAGCGGAUUAUGUCGACGACGAUGAUAAUAUGCUAGUCCACUACACCUUUUGUCCGUGCCAUUGACAUCCGUGCCAUGGGAGAGAUUUUUCUCGAAAACAGGUCUCCUUGUUACAAAGGCUCGCAACCGCAUCAGCCACAAGCUAGUGGACACAGUCAUUUGCUUGACCAAUUGAACGCUGUUGUUUUGUGUAUGUUCUGCAUAUACAUGUAUGUUUGCUGAUUUGUUUAAAAUGUGAGAUAGUGUUGCAAUCGUUGAACAAUAAUUAUAACCAUGUAUAUAUUACGUUAAUUUUAGUUUACAAAAUAAAACAAGACAUAACAAAGAAUCACAAUAGUAUUGUGAGCUAUACGACGCGAACGUAAUAUAAGCGACCCAAGCAAAACUAAAUUGAUGACACGUCAAAAUAAGCAUUGUGUAGUUAUUAUAACUUUUAACAUAUAUGCUUUUACGCAGGAGAAAAUAAAUACAAAAAAGCAUACAUUUUCAAAAUUAUUACAAUAAUGUCAUAAUACAUUUAAUAAGGAACUGUUAUGUUAUCAACGCAAGCGACCUCAAAUUACGUUCGUUACGAUAGAGAACAUGUACGAGCGGUAUGACAUGUUUAACGCAUAUUUAAAUAUUUUUACUUCUAAAGCGUUUUCGGGUAACCGGUUAAUGACCGGUAACGGCAAAAGGUUAAUAUAUAAAUUAUAAAGUAGUCGAAAUGAUUGUUUCAGCAGUCUAUGUUAAUCUGUAUUAUUGUUUAAAAUAGCACAAGUAUUGUUAAAAUCUACAGUGAAUUUGACUAUUAUUUAUGAUUGUCUUUGGUGUUUUGGUUGGGCUAUAUCUUGUUUGAAUCAGUAAUCGUGCAUGUAUGAAAAUGUACUUCCUUUUCUUUCAAAUGACGUUGUGUUUGUUGUUGUUGUUUUUCUAGAUAGUAGACUGGGUUUAAAUCUCUUGAGCAGUAACACGCUGUUUGGUAUACCAGACCACAGGUGGAAGUAACGUACCCAGGAUAGUAUUUUUCAUAUAUAUAUAUUUUAGGAGCCCAAUAUAUUCAAAUUAAUAUAUAAAAUCAUGUUUAAUGAGAAAAAAUUGACAAAGAGCCAUGAAAAAAAAUCCCCACCCUCUGAUAUUGGAAUCAUAACAAGGUCAUUAACUAGACUUUAUUAUAGACCUGUCUUCGCGGGCCGCAAAAAUGUCAAAAAUAGCUUUAAUCCAAAGCAUCCCUUGAUCCUACUAUGGGCAAUUGGACAACCUUUCAAAAAAAGUUAACUUCAAAAAUAUCUGUCCAGCCGUUAACUCACAGUCGGUCGAAAACCGAGCAAUAUUUCGAGUCCGUUUGUCAACACGAAUAAAUCUUCUACAGACUUUCAAACAAUAUUUUUUAGUUUUUGCCCCUUAAUCGAUAGCUCCCGUCCUAUUCCUUUGAAACAACGAAGCGUGUCAAAUAAUGCAUGCAUAUGCAACCACACACCCCUAAAAACUUAU
Dreissena polymorpha is the source of this 2052-nucleotide messenger RNA. RefSeq lists its product as uncharacterized. Bases 72 to 425 code for a protein of 117 amino acids. Lineage: Eukaryota; Metazoa; Mollusca; Bivalvia; Myida; Dreissenidae. The transcript is spliced from 4 exons. The record is from RefSeq and is a predicted model, not a curated record.